AUGCAGAUAGCAACACUCCUGACUUUGGAGACAGUUGGAGACACGCUGCCAUCUCUGGAGGUGCAGGAAGGCACACCAGCCACAACUGUGAAUGUGAAGGACUUGUUCGCUAGCAAGAAGGGCAUCCUAUUCGGAGUGCCUGGAGCCUUCACCCCUGGCUGCACGAAGACUCACCUGCCAGGCUAUGUGCAAGACUGGGAGAAGCUGAAGGCCAAGGGAGUUGAGGUAGUGGCCUGUGUGUCUGUCAAUGAUGUGUUUGUCAUGGCGGCUUGGGAGAGGCACGUGGUGCUGAUGGCAAAGGUCAGGAUGUUGGCUGAUCACAACGGAGCCUACACAAAGGCACUUGACUUGGAGUUUGAUGCAGUAGGUGCUCUGGGUCUGUACGCUGCAAACGGUUCUCUGCAGUGGUGGAGGACAGUGUCGUCAAAGUCAUCAACGUGGAGCCAGAUGGUGCAGGCUUGACCUGUUCACUGUCAAAUGCACUAUUUGACCAACUUUGAACACUGGCAGGAGGACAAAUCAUUGCUCUAAUGAAAAGCACUAAAGUGCAAACCCUCGGCGAAGUAGCUCGCAGAGAAUCUGACAGGGGCUAGCUAUAGUAGUAGAUAGCAUGCGAGAGUC
This is a messenger RNA of Geodia barretti, 621 nucleotides long. Lineage: Eukaryota; Metazoa; Porifera; Demospongiae; Tetractinellida; Geodiidae. The record is from the annotation of a GenBank genome assembly.